Messenger RNA from Phacochoerus africanus (Common warthog), 4626 nucleotides. RefSeq names its product splicing regulatory glutamic acid and lysine rich protein 1 (gene SREK1). Bases 1042 to 2589 code for a protein of 515 amino acids. The transcript has 11 exons. The record is from RefSeq and is a predicted model, not a curated record. Gene Ontology annotation, cellular component: nucleoplasm. Gene Ontology annotation, molecular function: RNA binding. NCBI's taxonomy places the organism in Eukaryota, Metazoa, Chordata, Mammalia, Artiodactyla, Suidae.
UGAAACCCAGCAUGGUGCUUUUUGAAAAUUUACUCCAUAUGCUGUUUUCAAUUUAGUGUGACUUUGUACACUGUUUUCAGUUCAUUUUGAAGAAUUUAUAAUGGAAAUUUGUAGCCAACUAUCACAUAGCUAUGUUCUUCUAAAAUAGCUAUCUGUAGUCACUUUUUUAGAAAUUUUUUUUGGGGGGAUGGGGUUGUGAGAAAGGACCAGAGAAAAAUGUAUGAAAGUUGCAGUCUUUAUCAGAAGUAAUUGAUUAUAAUUCAGUAAUUAUGCAAAUUGAUGGACUUAAUUUCAGAGUAAAUUUUCAUUUAUUAGUUGUAGGGAUUUCUUAGUAUUUAGGAUUAUUUUAAUAUUACUGUUGUUCCUAUUACUAGGUAGGUAAGAUGCUUAUAAUCAAGGUAUUUAGGAAUAAACCACCCCAUUCAGUUAAGUAUACAUAAAUUGGUUCUAAAAGUCAAUUAGUUUCCUGAGACUAGGAAACAUUUUUUUCAAAAAUGUCAUCAGUUACCCAAUGCAUAUUCUUUGGAACUGGAUUCUUUUAUAAAGGCAUCUUGACAUUGCAGGUGAGAUGCUUUAUUAGCUGAAUGAGGGUAGGCUUCCUUUUCAUUUGGGGCUGAUUACUUGCUGUAGGCUUUUUUUUUCCUAUUUGAAAUUGAAUCUAUUUAGAAGGUUACAAAAUUAUUUGCAUCACAAGUAGAUAGUUUCAAUGAACAGGAUAGGGACACGCAGGAACAAAUUUCAAUUCGCACAUAUUUGUUUUUUUCUUUUUCUUUUUUUUGACUAAUUUGGUUAUUUGCCAUUUCUGGGGAUUAAACUUUAAAAAAUGUUCUUCUUUUCUGUAUCUGAUGUUCUGUGUGCUAUUAGUGAUGCAGCCAACACGAACGGUUGUCAUGUGUAACACAACUUUCGAUCACCGCGAAAACACCGUCCUGGGAAAGCGUCCAUGCUUGAUAUCGUUUGGUUCAUGAACAUUAAGUUUCCAGUACAGGUAAAAUCCCAGAGGAAGCCAAAGCCCUCUCUCUAUUGGCUCCUGCUCCAACCAUGACAGGUCUGAUGCCUGGUGCAGGCUUGCUUCCCAUCCCGACCCCAAAUCCCCUGACUACACUGGGUGUUUCCCUUAGCAGUUUGGGAGCUAUACCAGCAGCAGCACUAGACCCCAACAUUGCAACACUUGGAGAGAUACCACAGCCACCACUUAUGGGAAAUGUGGAUCCUUCCAAAAUUGAUGAAAUUAGGAGAACUGUCUAUGUUGGCAAUUUGAAUUCCCAGACAACCACAGCUGAUCAACUACUUGAAUUUUUUAAACAAGUUGGAGAAGUGAAGUUUGUGCGGAUGGCAGGUGAUGAGACUCAGCCGACUCGGUUUGCUUUUGUGGAAUUUGCAGACCAAAAUUCUGUACCAAGGGCCCUUGCUUUUAAUGGAGUUAUGUUUGGAGACAGGCCACUGAAAAUAAAUCACUCCAACAAUGCAAUAGUAAAACCCCCUGAGAUGACACCUCAGGCUGCAGCUAAGGAGUUAGAAGAAGUAAUGAAGCGAGUACGAGAGGCUCAGUCCUUUAUCUCAGCAGCUAUCGAACCAGAGUCUGGAAAGAGCAAUGAAAGAAAAGGCGGUCGAUCUCGUUCCCACACUCGUUCAAAAUCCAGGUCUAGCUCAAAAUCCCGUUCUAGAAGGAAAAGAUCACAGUCAAAACACAGGAGUAGAUCUCAUAAUAGAUCACGUUCAAGACAAAAAGAUAGACGUAGAUCUAAGAGCCCCCAUAAAAAACGUUCUAAAUCAAGAGAAAGAAGGAAGUCAAGGAGUCGUUCGCGUUCACGGGACAAAAGAAAAGACACCCGAGAAAAAAUCAAGGAAAAGGAAAGAGUGAAAGAAAAAGAUAGAGAAAAGGAAAGGGAAAAAGAGAGAGACAGGGAAAAGGAACGUGAAAAAGAAAAGGAACGGGGUAAAAACAAAGAUAAAGACCGGGAUAAAGAACGGGAAAAGGACCGAGAUAAAGACAAGGAGAAGGACAGAGACAGAGAGCGGGAAAAAGAACAUGAAAAGGAACGAGACAAAGAGAAGGAGAAAGAACAGGACAAAGAAAAGGAACGAGAAAAGGACAGAUCUAAAGAGAUAGAUGAGAAGAGAAAGAAGGAUAAAAAGUCCAGAACACCACCCAGAAGUUAUAAUGCAUCAAGAAGAUCUCGUAGUUCCAGCAGGGAAAGGCGUAGAAGGAGGAGCAGGAGUUCUUCCAGAUCGCCAAGAACAUCAAAAACCAUAAAAAGGAAAUCUUCUAGGUCUCCAUCCCCUAGGAGCAGAAAUAAGAAGGAUAAAAAGAGAGAAAAAGAAAGGGACCAUAUCAGUGAAAGGAGAGAGAGAGAACGUUCAACCUCUACAAGAAAGAGUUCUAAUGACAGAGAUGGGAAAGAAAAGGCGGAGAAGAACAGUACUUCACUGAAAGAAAAGGAGCACAACAAAGAACCAGAUUCAAAUGUGGGCAAAGAAGUAGAUGACAAAGAUCCUCCACCAAGGACUGAGGAAAACAAAGUGCAGCAAAAUGGGAAUUGUCAGCCAAAUGAAGAAAACCUCUCUACCAAAACAGAAGCUGUAUAGGACCCACAAGUGCACCUCUAAACACAUGCUGGAAUAAAAUCCAAAGCUUUUAAUGCUCUCAACAAGAUGUUAAAACAGUGAGGAAAUCCAGUAGAGCAUAAAGAUAUGAGCUAACAGCUUUCCUAGUUGUUAGGGGACUUUGUGGCCAUCUUGUUACUGAGUAAGAAAACAAAGCAUGGACAUCAUGAAAAUAACAGGUGUUACCCAAACUCCUCAUCUUCUAAAAUCUGUGCAUUUCCAUGGUGGCUGACACACUUGUCAUGUGGUUUGUUAGUGUUUGCCAAGAACCAUUAUAAAUAAACAGGACGUUGAAGACCUAAAUUUGUAUGAUCCAUAAAGACUGGAGAUAAACAUUGGAGGCUGUUUUAAAAAAUGCUAGUAACUGAAUUUUUGUAUUGUUUUACUUUUUUUUAAAAAACUAUUUCAAUAUAUGCAGAUUGAUGAUGUGCUUGAAUCGGUGCAGAUAUAUACACACCCUUGUAAGUGCAGAGUAUGUAAGAAGUUUUAACAUUUACUUCACAGGAUAUACAGUGAUUGUGUUAAAUUCUCACUAUUGUGUUUUCUUUUGCUCACUGUUUAGGACAGCAGUUUUUCUUUAAAAUAGUUUUACAGAUUAAAAUUGCUUAAAUAUGUGGAUUAAAAACCAACUGACAAUGCAUGCUACUAUUUACUAUUCUCUUUCAAAAAGAAGAACAACUGUGUUGAAUACUAAUAAUGUAUUAGUAUUCAGUGUUUAGAAUCAUUGGGUCUCCCCACAAAGUAAGCGUUUCUUUUUGAACUUUCUUGACAUUUCCGAGCUUAUUAUGAACAAUAUUGCAGUGUGUGUUGUCAGCUGAAGGUGGCAAAGGUGCCAUUUAUAAAAAGAAAACUGGGUUUUCAAAAUGGGCUAUGGGAGCACAAGCUGAAGCUUUAGUGCCUUCUACAAUGUGGUAUACUGUUUUCUAGAAUUUUAUAUGUGCUAGUCAUUUUCGAUUCAUACGGAACUUAGAUGGAUGUUCCAUUCACUCCCAUAGAGAAGUGUGUAAGUGGUAUGUCAGAGCGGCUUCUUACUUAGUUCACCUAAGUAAGGGAGAGGGAAGUUCUGUUUUUAAGAAUGACUUUAGAGCUUGAAACAACAGUACAGUUUUGGGACCAUCAGUUUUAUACUGUGAUAAUAGAAAAUGAAGCAGCAUGUUCUUAUUUCACUUAAAGCAAACCCUUUAGUUGUCUUCAUUGGAUGGCCUUAAUUAUUACCUCUCAAUCAUCUUAUAAAUGAUGUGCAGAAAUUGUACUUAAAGAAUACGUGAGGUUAUUUGUUUUAUGUGUAAGAAUAUAUUUACUUGAGUUUAAAAUAUAGGUCAUCCGACAGUGUUAGGUGCACUUUUGGCAGGAAGUAUGCAAGUAGUAAAAUGACAACAUUGAUAAUAUUUUCCCCUAAGCCACAAUUCCUAGUUUCAGGACUGUUGUUGUUAUGUUUCCCCAAAAGUUAUACCUUUAAUUAGCAUGAUAUUAAAAAAUCAAGUAUAAUUAUUUUAAUGCAAUCUGAUACAAUCAAAUUACUCAGUUGCCUUACCUCAUGGAAAGAGUUACUUCUAGAUUUAAAAGCUGAGUAUCACAUCAGUUACUUGGUUUCAACUUGAGUUUUCUUUUAAUGUUAAUACUAUUGAAACUUAGGUAUUUGGUGGAGAAUGGAAAGAAUUGCCCUUAUUGCAAGUAAUGAAGCCUGGUUUGAUUAUGAAGCUGCUUAAUUUACUCUUCAUGUGUUCAUAAUUACUGUGUUUUUUUUCUUUUUGUCACUGUAUACAUUAAAAUUUUUGAAAGUGCUUUACUAUGUAAAGUAUAGAUGGUCAUUUUAAUCAUCCAACCACAUACGGUUGACUGCUAAACUGCUUAUUCUGAUUCAAGAAUGCUUGGGUGCAUAUGGAAAGAUUGGGAAGGAGUGUGUGUCUUACAUCAACAGCUGUCUUAUUUAUGAUAAGUAGAAUAGAGCAAAUAUUGUUUGAAUCUUUGUCAUUUUUAGUACUGUUUCUGUAAUAAAGCUAAGUAUUUUAGAGGAAA